AUGGUAAGACUAUGCUUAAUUCCACCAUAUAAAUCUCAAGCAUUAAGAGUGAGAGUUGUAGAAGCAUUAAGAACAAGCGUUUGUGCCGCCGUUGAUUCUGGGAUGCUAUUACAAAGAAAAUCUAAACAAUUAAAAGAAGUUAGCGGUAGAUUAUUGUAUGAUGAAUUAUUAGAAUCAACAAAUUUAAAUGUUGAUGAAUUUAUUAUUAAGUUUAGAAAGAUAUUUGGUGGUAAACAAUUCCAAAGUUUUGUUGGUGAUAUGAUUUUUUAUAGUGAUCUCCCAGAUCCAAAAUCAAAUAAACAAUGGAUUUAUAAUAUUAAUUUAAAUAAUAAUAAUAAAAAUAAUAAAAAUAAUAAUAAUAAUAAUAAUAAUAAUAAUAAUAAUAAUAAUAAUAAUAAUAAUAAUAAUAAUAAUAAUAAUAAUAAUAAUAAUAAUAAUAAUAAUAAUAAUAAUAAUAAUAAUAAUAAUAAUAAUAAUAAUAAUGAUGAUGGUAAUAAUAAUAAUGAAAAUAAUAAUAAUAACAAUAAUAAUAACAACAUUAAUAAUAAUGAAGGAAUGACAAGAAUUUUAAAUUUAAUUCAAUUAUUAGAAGAAAGAGUUGAACUUUAUAUAAUUGGUGAAAAAAACAAUUUUAAAACAAUAAUUACAGAAGAAGCUAAAAAAAUGAGUACACUUCCAAAUGAAUCAGAUUUGUUAUCUCUUUUGGGUUAUUUGUAUGUCAGAGAAGCUAAAAAACAAACAUUCUCGGGUAUAUUUGAAAAAUUUAUAAAUUCAAAUAAAUAUUUAAGAAAGGAAUUUGAAACACUUGUAAAAUUAAAAACAAUUUUGAAUGAUUUAUAUACAAAUGACUUUUUCUCAAGUGAAAUUAUUAGAAAGAUGAUAUUGAAUGGUAUUUGGCUAACUGGAAGAUUAGAAAUUAAUAUUGUCAUUAAAGAAGUUUGUCAAAGAUUCUUUGACAUUCCUGAAAAGAAACUUAAAAAAAAGAGAAUUAAAGCCAUAAAAACAAUGGGUGAAAUCUUUUUAAAAUAUGGUAAACCAAAUGUUGACAUUGAUAUUAUUUUAAAAUUAUUUGAAUUAGAAUUAUAA
Messenger RNA from Dictyostelium discoideum AX4, 1086 nucleotides. RefSeq lists its product as hypothetical. The transcript has 4 exons. NCBI's taxonomy places the organism in Eukaryota, Evosea, Eumycetozoa, Dictyosteliales, Dictyosteliaceae. The coding region runs from base 1 to 1086 and encodes 361 amino acids. The record is from RefSeq and is a predicted model, not a curated record.